Molecule: messenger RNA, 1763 nt
Organism: Guyanagaster necrorhizus
Lineage: Eukaryota; Fungi; Basidiomycota; Agaricomycetes; Agaricales; Physalacriaceae
Product: cytochrome P450
Exons: 12
Coding region: 42-1544 (500 amino acids)
Molecular function (GO): oxidoreductase activity, acting on paired donors, with incorporation or reduction of molecular oxygen; heme binding; iron ion binding
Source: RefSeq, a predicted model, not a curated record
CGCUUCUUUCCUUUCUCUCACAACUUACUAAUCCGCAGAAUAUGGCGUUCUGGCUCAACAGUUUUGUCUACGCCCUUUCUUUACUCUGUCUCGUCAAAGUGUGGAAUGCAUACCAGACUUACGUGAAGCUGAAAGCGAUCCCUACCGUUGGCCCAUCCGGAUUUAUAUCGUCAUGGAUCGGUGCAUUCAGGUUUCUGUUUCACGGAAGGGAAAUUAUUCAAGAGGGAUAUAGCAAGUAUCGCGGGUCCGCCUUCAAGGUGCCUCUUGUCGAUCGUUGGAUGGUAAUCGUGAGCGGUGACCAGCACAUCGAUGAUAUGAGGAAAGCCCUUCCCGAUCACCUUUCGUUCCUGGACGAAAUAGAGAAUACAUUGCAAACGACGUACACCUUGGGAAGCAGCCUCCACUCGGACCCCUAUCACAUCGACGUUGUACGGAGUGCGUUGACAAGGAAUAUUGCAGCUUGCUUCCCGGUCGUUCGUGAUGAGAUUGAAGCCUCCUUCAAGGAUGAGAUACCAGAGGCGGAAGAUUGGAAAAAGGUUCCCGCCUACUCGUCCAUCUUGCAGAUUGUUUGUAGAACCACGAACCGAUUGUUCGUUGGUCUUCCGCUCUGUCGAAAUCCUGAAUACAGAGCACUUAACAUUGAACAUACCAUACAAGUCGUAACUUCUGCUCAAGCAAUCAACGCCUUUCCUGAGUUUCUAAAACCACUCGUCGCCAAUUUCUUUACGCCUAUAUCUCGCAGUAUGCGCAAGGCCGAGAAGCACUUGGGUCCGAUCAUAAGAGACCGCUUAGAGAAGGAGAAUGAAUAUGGUAGAGACUGGCCCGGAAAGCCUAAUGAUCUUCUAUCAUGGCUUAUCGAAGUGGCUUACGGAGGGGAAAGACGCACCGUCCGUGACUUAACCAACCGUGUUCUUGCUUUGAAUUUCGCUGCUAUCCACACAACAUCAAUGGGAUUUAUUAAUGCAUUAUAUUGUCUGGCUGCACAUCCUGAAUGUGCUCGACCACUUCGAGAGGAGAUUGAGGCUGUUAUCAAAACAGAUGGCUGGACGAAACAAGCAAUGGGGAAAAUGCGAAAACUGGAUAGCUUUCUUCAAGAGGCACAGAGGAUAUAUGGAGUAGGCGCAUUGGGAAUGGGUCGCACAGUCCGGAAAGACUUCUCCUUUUCAGACGGGACUGUAGUUCCUGCUGGGGCCCACGUGUCCGUUGCUGCCUUCGCCACUCAUAUUGAUGCGGAUAACUAUGAAGAUCCUUAUGAGUUCAAGCCCUGGAGGUUCUCUGAGAUGAGGGAACAAGAGGGUGAAAGCAUACGCCACCAAAUGGUUACCCCCAGGCUUGACUAUAUUCUCUUCGGCGUCGGACGCACAGCCUGUCCUGGCCGCUUCUUUGCAGUCAAUGAACUGAAAACCUUGUUGUCACACGUUCUUCUGAAUUACGACGUGAAGAUGGAGAAGCCUGGCCAAGUCCCACCACCAGGCUGGUUUGGCUCUGCGCAACUACCAAACACAAAGGCCAAAGUGAUGUUCAGGAAACGUAAAUUCUCAUAAAUUCCUUACUAUCAAAUCAAGAUUGGUCACCUUUACGACCUGCCUUUUUAUGCCGCUGGAAUGUACUUGAUUGGAUGUGGAUCGAUUUUAAUACCUGUGAUACUUACAUUACGGAGAAUCGAAAUCCGCUUGACGAGAAAAACAUUGGCUAUCUAGGUGAUAGUGGAGAUUCCGGUAGUCAUCGCUAGAAGGACAAUGGUAGACGAUUUUUGUUUCAUC